Lampris incognitus (smalleye Pacific opah) is the source of this 4188-nucleotide messenger RNA. RefSeq names its product matrin 3-like 1.2 (gene matr3l1.2). Gene Ontology annotation, molecular function: zinc ion binding; RNA binding. The record is from RefSeq and is a predicted model, not a curated record. Gene Ontology annotation, cellular component: nucleus. Bases 519 to 3962 code for a protein of 1147 amino acids. Lineage: Eukaryota; Metazoa; Chordata; Actinopteri; Lampriformes; Lampridae. The transcript is spliced from 21 exons.
CACACCGCCGCGGCGGAAGUAGUGUAGAUAGGAUAGCGUCUUAACGAUAGACGUCCAACGGGGUCUAAAGAAAGAUUCUGAUUCUAGUUCGAGUAGAAUUUUGUACGUGUGUAAUUGGCUUAGUAGGAACUGCGGGCUUACGCAAGGCGAAAUACCUUAGAAACGGUUCCGGUCCGAGUAGCUGAAGACAAACAACAAAAAACAAAACGAGAGCUGUUCCGUCUCCGUACUGCGCCAUCGUGGCUUUCCAGCCGCCCGUCUCAUGCCAGCUCGUUCAGCUAGCUAAUUAAUUUGCCUACUAGAAGCGAAGCUAAGAGGAAAAGAUUACCCCCAGACGAAAGGAGGAGUUCCCCUUGUGCUAGACUGUUCUUUUCAAAUUCAAUUUAAGGAAGAAAAUUCUUCUUCUGCUCCUUCGGAAAGACUUAAUUUUUUUUUUCGACUACCUGCUUUGUUCAGUUUCUUGACUCGUCAGUACUGAAACGUUUCAAGGCCACUGAGUGCAAACAGCUUGAGACAUAAUGUCCCAGAAGAACCCAUCAGAUGCUGGCCAGAAAGGCUUUGCUGUGGGUCGUGGGCUCCUAGCCGCUGCAGAGACCUUAAACUUCAGCAUGAACGAACAACGUUCUGGUCCUCCGAGCAGGCCCAUGGGUGGCAUGGUUUCCAGCAUGGGGGGUGGGGUUGGAGACAGCCAGGACCGUAGCUCCCAGCUUUCCCGGCGUGGUGGCGGUAGCCAUCUUGGCAGCACCAUGAAGUUAUUCGCCAGCUUGGGGCUGUCACCCGCCGACCUGGAUGCCCUGGCACAGAUUCCUGAAGAGGACAUCAGUGUUGAGACGCUGCCACAUAUUCUCAUGCAGCUUAAGAGCCGUAAGGGAGAUUCUGGAGACAGGCGCAUCACAGGCAACCCACGGGAUCUGUCUUCCAUGUCCCCUGAAACGUCCUACCGCGGUGGCAGGGAAGACUGGGACAACAUGCACAUGGGGAGAAUGGGCGGUCCUUCCAUGGGUCAAGCUUCGUCUCGAGCCCCACCCCAAUCAGACUUUGGUUAUGGUUCCAUGCAGGACACUCCCUCCUCCCGGGGAUAUGACUUAGAUUAUGGCAAUAACAACAGUGGUGGGAACAGAGAGAGGGGUUAUUCGGAGCUUUCCCAUCGUGAUUCCUACGGGGGACUCGACAUGGGGCCCUCUCCCUCAGAGCCUGUCUUUAUGCAGAGGAGGAUGGGCUCCCCUUCUCACGGCAAAAUCCAAGACUUCUUGGGAGCCAUGCCCCCAAUGUUCCCUCAUGUCUGCUCUCUUUGUGACUUUGAUGUUCAUUCCACCAUGGAGUGGAAUCAACAUACCAACGGGCUGCGCCAUGCUGAGAACCGCAGGCUACUCCUCCAGAUGUAUCCAGACUGGGACCCUAGCAUGGCCUCAAGCAGAGGUGGGGGGUCUCAUCUACUGGAGACUCCCAACCUCUCUGCAGGGAUUCUGGGCCCUGCCCCCAUGUCCACGGGUCAGACACCAGUGGGCUUGUCUUCCAACUGGGGAGGUGGACAUGGUUUUUCAGGCAAAACUCAGUCUCACGCUGGACAAGCAAAGAUGAGAAGCAGAGUUGUGGUGGCCAAAUAUGACAGGAAGCCACUCAGCAACAAAAGCCUGUUUUCCUUCACAGAGCCCUUUGGUGUCCUACGGGAGCACCUGAUACUCAACAACAAGGCAUUCUUGGAGAUGGACACUCACCAAGAGGCUUUAGACAUGGUGAACUACUACAAGCAGCAUCAAGCCACCUUGUAUGGAAAACCGGUUACUUUCUACCUGUCCAAGGAGCUUAUGGUGAUUGAGAAAGACAAUAGGUCAGGAGACGGACCCAACAGAGAGGUCAAAGGGCAUGGCAGCCAGGUGGUGUUCUUCUCCAACUUGCCCUGGGGGGAGGAGAAAAAGAUGGAGCUGCUCACUGUCGCCAAGCGUUUCGGCACUGUGGAGAAGCACCUGUUCUUAACUGAUGAGGCGUUUGUCCAACUGGGGACUCCAGAGGAUGCAGAAAUGUUGGUGAAAUAUUACACCCUGAACCCCCUCACCAUCAAAGGCAGGUCGAUCCGCCUCAACAUCUGCACCAAGUACAAAACACUCAAUGUGAACCGCAGAGGAGGACAGGGGGUGCCUCGAGGGGAUGGCAGAGGACGGAAGCCCUCCAACAGCUCUGCAGCAAAGCCCUCUUUCAAGAACUCAUCUUCCAAGUCUGCCUCCUCCUCAUCAAAGAGCAGGGAUGAGAAGAAGAAAGAGGAGGCCAGGCCUGAGUCGGAGGAGGAGGUGGCAGGAGUAGUGGAGGCAGACAGUGGAGAAGAGGAGGAGGAGCGUGAGGAGAGCACUGCCAAGGAUAGAGACAAAGAGACGGAAGACUCGGAGGUUCAAGCAUCAGUUGACAAGACUGAAUCUGAACAGACCGCCACAGAGGAGGUUCCAGAAUCCAACAGCGUUCCAAGAGAGGAGGUUUCUGGUAGGGAGGACAUCACAGAGGGGGCAGAUGGAGAUAUGGAGGGGGCGGAGACAGAGGGACAGACUGCACCAAUGGAAACGGAAGGCUCCCAAGAAGAAGCAGAGGCUCAAGAUGAGCUGACCACGAAGCCUGGAGAGAUCUCGGAGAUGGAGGGAGAGCAGCUAGAGGAGGACUUGGAGGGCAGCAUGGACGAGAAAUUUCUAGAGAACAUGGACGACUUUGUGACCCUGGAUGAGCUGGCAGAGGACGAGGAUGGUGAUGGCCAGAAGUCUGAUUCUUGUGACAAGUCAAGAAAAGGGGGCAUGAGGGUUGUCAACAUCGUUGGCUUCAGGCGAGGCUAUGGCUUCCUUAAUGAGCUGCUGGCAUUGGCUAAACCCUUUGGGAAAGUGGUCAAACACCUGGUUCUUGACUUAAGACCUGAGGCUUAUCUGCAGUUUGCAACAGAGGAUGAGGCCAAAGCCAUGGCCAAGUUUUACAACAGUAAUGUCACAGCAUCUGUGUGUGGCAAACCUGUGAGGAUAUGUCAUUCCCAGACCUACCCCACAAUCCAGUGUGGUGCCAGUAGAGUUGUAUAUGUUGGCCAAAUCCCCAAUGUCAAAUACUCAGAUGGUGCCAUCCUCAAAUUAUCAGAGGAAUUUGGCAAAGUUAAGAAGUAUUUUCUCAACAGGAUCAAGAGAGAGUGUUUCAUUGAGAUGGAGAAUGCAGAAGAUGCCGAGAACAUGGCUGAAACCUACAAAGCCAAUCCGCCAAAGUUCCAAGGUAAACGCCUGACCGUGUACGUCAGCAGGAAGUACAAGCAGCUGAAAUACGGGCACCGAUGCCCCAGCGCGCCAGAGGAAAAGAAGGCAUUGAAGAGAGAUGGUAGCUCAGCAUCCCAAUCCACCACAGAAGAACCUCCACUCAAGAAGCUGAAGGAGGAGAAACAAGAGGAGGGACAGGAGAAGAAGGGCGAUGAGAUGGAGGUGAAAAAAGUCAAAGGAGUGGAGACUGAGAAAGAAGUGGAGGAGGAUGAGAAGCAGAUGGAGGAGACGGAAGAAAGUGCAGAGGUGUCCAGCAGUGAGCUGAAGAGUGUGACAGACCCAACAGGGACUGAGGAGAAGGAUCUGGCUCCUUCUAGCGAUGCCUCAGAGAACAUAAAGACAUCUGAAGUUGAUGUGACGUUUGAGGAGGCAGAGGCCUCUACAGAUCAGAACCAAGGCUCGGGUGCUGAACAGGAUCAACAGACUGAACCAGAGAUACAAAUGGAGACAAAGCCCAUCCCCGCCUCCCUGCCCCUACCACUCUAUGACCCCAAUAACCCCAUCGGUACCGAGUAUGUAAAGAUGGGUUACUACUGCAGGGUCUGCUUCCUCUUCUACUCCAACGAAGACACGGCCAAGAAGGCUCACUGCAGCAGCCAGGCUCACUACGACAAACUCCAGAAACACCUGGAGAAAGAGAAGGCCAAAGGACAAGCCAACAGGAAAGGGAAGAAGCCCUCUGCCUGACCACCAUCACACUCGAUCACAUGCAGAAUGCGCCGACAUGGUCCAGAUGUUUGAUAAAGUCUUGUUUGUUUUCCUAGUUUAGUUGAUAAAGUCUUGUUUGUUUUCUAGCCUAGUUGAUAAAGUCUUGUUUGUUUUUGUUUUCUUAGACUAGCCCAGUUGUCUUUUAAAGCACUACAAGGAGUAAAGAUUGAAUGUGUAAGGAAGGAAGCUCUUUGUGUGCCCAAAU